Lasiosphaeria miniovina is the source of this 1249-nucleotide messenger RNA. RefSeq lists its product as uncharacterized. NCBI's taxonomy places the organism in Eukaryota, Fungi, Ascomycota, Sordariomycetes, Sordariales, Lasiosphaeriaceae. Bases 198 to 1106 code for a protein of 302 amino acids. The record is from RefSeq and is a predicted model, not a curated record. The transcript has a single exon.
UCUGCCACCCUCCCUAAUUGCUUCAAUUUCUGCUGAGCGGGACGGCCAGUUUGAUGAAUCCAGCUCCGAUCCGCGAUCAGACCAGUAUAUAAUAUCCGGGCACCAUCGUCCAAACCAACCAUCCCGCCCGCCCAGUCGGCACUUUGACAUUCUCAUCUGCCACUCUCGGGACCGGCACUUAAAAGACGACAGACACCAUGGGCCACGACGACGCCACGGGCGGCCCAGGGCCCCAAGGGUCGACGAAGCGGUGGGUGCUUGAUUCGCGCGGCAUAGGCAGCUUCAACACGUUCAAGCUGGUCGGCGUCAAGGGCGGAGAUCACCCGUGGUCGUGCGUGACGCGCCAUCACUGGGAGUGGCUUCACUUCCCCCGGCGGCGCAUGGAGAUGUUCUCCAAGGGGCACAAGUCGGGGUCGGAGCGGGUGGCGACCAUCCGCCGAGCGCGGGGGCUCGGCAACUGGUGCCUCGUCAUGACCGGCCUCGGCGCGUUCGCCACCGACCGCCGGUUCAAGAUCGUGCUGCUCCCGUACGGCAAGGAGCGCAAGCGAGACGAGGUGACCAUCAUCAUGCAGACCCAGAAACGAGACUUCUGGAAGGCGGCUUUCAGUUUCGGCGUCCACCUAUACCACUUCGAGAUGAAUAUCGGCAAAGGGGGGACGCCGCAAAAGUUUGAGUGGCGCGAGCAGAAUGCCUUCCGCGGCGACGCUCACGAGGAGCUAUACGCCACGCAGGACGUCCGUCAUCCGGUGGUCUCGUCGGGUGGAAAGAAGAAACAUCUCAACAGGAUGGACGCCUUGCGCAAGACGACCGGCUGGGUGCUGGUCCGCAUCCGCGGGCAUUCUGCCACUGGCCCCACCAAUAACAUCGUCGGGUGGACUGACGACAAAGCCGAGAUCGUCGCCACCUUCUGCCAGCCCGUCUCGUGGAUCCCCUUCAAGGACGCGCUCCGCCGCGACAAGAUGGUCUUCCAGUGGUGGGGCUCCGCAGUCCAGGGCGAUCUUGCCUCCUCGCCCGACUUUAUUCACGUCGCGGCGCUGACGGCCUGUGGGAUCUGGGACGACGAGCAGCGCAGGUUAGCGGCAAAGAACAAGGGCGAGGAGUCAUGAAAUAUGAAGGAGCGAUCCACCGAGGAGGAAACGGUGUUCGGCAUAUGAGUUGGGGUAUGAGUUGGGGUUUUUCUUUUUCAGAUAAUACUGGAGAGUUGUAACACCACACGGGCGCGCAGUUGAGAGGGCUUUGUUGUUCCCGG